This is a messenger RNA of Oryza sativa Japonica Group (Japanese rice), 794 nucleotides long. RefSeq names its product calcium-binding protein KIC. Gene Ontology annotation, molecular function: calcium ion binding. NCBI's taxonomy places the organism in Eukaryota, Viridiplantae, Streptophyta, Magnoliopsida, Poales, Poaceae. The record is from RefSeq and is a predicted model, not a curated record.
ACCACCACCACAUCACAUUAUCCCCGUGCCGUCCAAUCCAACGCCCUUCGUUUUAUAUACAAAGCCGCACCCGCAAAAAUGUCAACACGAACUCUCAACACCACUCUUGAUCUUCUUGGCUUCCCUCGCCGGCCGGCAGCAUGAACCAUCACCAGCAGAUUCGAUCCACGACGGCGGCGGAGCAGCAGGAGGCGUCUGCCGGAGGCGGCGGCGGCGAGGAGUACGAGGACCUGAUGCCGGUGAUGGCCGGGCGGCUGGGCGCGGAGGGCCUGCUGUCGGAGCUCCGCGCCGGGUUCCGCCUCCUCGCCGACCCGGCGAGGGGCGCCAUCACCGCGGAGAGCCUGCGGCGGAGCGCGGCGAGCGUGCUGGGCCUGGGCGGCGGCGGCGGCGAGAUGACGGUGGAGGAGGCGGCGGCCAUGGUGCGGGAGGGCGACCAGGACGGCGACGGCGCGCUGAGCGAGGCGGAGUUCUGCGUGCUGAUGGUGCGGCUCAGCCCCGGCAUCAUGGGCGACGCCGAGGGAUGGCUCGAGGAGGCCAUCGCCGACGAGCUCCUCCGCUCGCUGCCGCCGCCGCCGCCGGCCUAGACCGUCAUCUCUGCAUAUUAAUCCUGCUUGAGGUUAAUUAGUUAAUUACCGCGGUAAUCCAUCAGUGAAAUUUAUAUAUGACUGAUGAUAUUGCAGGGCAUCUCGAUGCGUAUGUAUGUAUCGUCGUUGUUUCGUGGUAAUAAUAACUGGUAGUAACACGUGACUUGUAUUUCUUGUGUCUGUUUCUCAUCGAGUCAUGAUCUUUGCAAA